Messenger RNA from Hyaloperonospora brassicae, 1263 nucleotides. NCBI's taxonomy places the organism in Eukaryota, Oomycota, Peronosporomycetes, Peronosporales, Peronosporaceae. The record is from the annotation of a GenBank genome assembly.
AUGAUCUUUGUCGCCACUGGCGGAUGGCUCGUACGCAUCUCGCUCGACCUGCUGCUUCUCGUGCCCCGCACAGUCCUCGCAUUCAAUUUAGCGUGGAACCCAUUUGUGCUCCUCACGCGAAAAGCUCUCGAGUACACCCACCAGCAGCUCCAAACGAUCACCACCCGAUACGUUCGCGUCAACAACGUCAACAACGUCAACAAUCGCAAUAGGAGCAGCACCUGCGAUAGGAACACCAGUGACCACAUGCGGUGGCUCCAGCCUGGCGAGCGCAAUGGCGAGCGCGUGGCCAUUGCGAGCUAUCCGCGCUGCGGGAACUCCCUCAUGCGGGGCCUCUUGGAAAAAGUCACGGGGGUCUACACGGGCUGUGACACGCGCCCCGACCGCGUGCUGAGCCAAGAGCUCCAGGCGUACGGGCUCAAGGGCGAAGGCGUCGUGGACGACUCGGUCUGGUUCGUCAAGACGCACUUCCCCGAGCGCGUGGGCUACAAGGCGUUCCCCGUGCACAAAGUGAUCCUCGUCGUGCGCAACCCCUGGGACGCGCUCGACUCGUACUUUAACAUGACGCUCACGAACACGCACAACCAGAGUGUGCACGAGUCGCAGUACGCGCGCUUUCGUGAGCGAUGGGACCGCCUCGUGCGCCACGAGAUUGACGUCUGGAUGAAGUUUUACCGCUACUGGACGACGACGGUCGAUGUGCCGGUCAUUGUCGUGCGCUACGAAAACCUGUUGCUGCAUCGCGAAGAGACACUGCGUCGGGUGUUUCUCUUUCUCACUGGCAAAGAGACGUUGGAAGGCACGACAUGGGAACAGCGGAUCCGGGACGUGGUGGCCACUAGUGGCGACCACGAUGGGCCGUACAAGCCGCGCAGUGGCAAAAUCGGUGCCUCGUUCCGCCACUUUUCCGACGAGCAGUUUGAGUUUAUUCGGACGACGGCCAACCUGCCGCUGCGUGGAUUUGGCUAUGACCCCGUGACGCAAAACUUUCCCACGGACAUUCGGCUGCCCAAGCGACAGGUGAAGCCAGGCAAGGCAGGCGCAACGCUGCUCGUGUCGAUUGACCAGGACAUGGAGAUCCGCAAGAAGAACGAUUCGUUUGGACGCGGCUCGACGCACUUUCGUCGAGCGCUAGUUGAACCCGUGAUUGCAAGCGAUGGCAGCGAGCUGAAUAUGCACGAGGUGCUUGCCGCGAGGGCGCGCUUGCGGGCCCAGAAGAGCGAGGUCGACGAUCGAAGCGAUCAGAAGGAAAAGCAGCAGUAG